GUGGUCACAGGUGGACAGUAUGAUGUUGAUAUGACAUUGGAGGCACCUAAUAAAGCUUUCCUGCACAAAGUUGCUCGCAAGCAGUAUGACUCCUUCUCAUGGCAAGCCACGAUUCGAGGCACUUACACUGUGUGCUUCAGCAAUGAAAUGUCUACUUUUACACAUAAAGUAGUAUAUAUGGAUUUCAUUGUGGGAGAUGAACCAACCAUAAUUCCAGGCAAAUCACCUCAUAUUGCUACAGCAAUGACACAGAUGGAGGUUUCAUCAGCUACAGUGCACGAAUCAUUGAAGGUGGUGAUAGACUACCAGACACAUCACAGAUUGCGAGAAGCUCAGGGCAGAAGGCGAGCGGAAGGUCUCAAUGACAGAGUGAUGUGGUGGUCUAUUGGAGUUACUGUCGUCAUUGUUGUUGUUAUGGUGGGUCAAGUGUUACUACUAAGAAGCUUUUUUAGUGAGAAGCAUGCACAUCAUCUUUACCAGCAGACGUGAGUGGUUGAGUGCCUCAGAGCACGUGUUCCUGUUUUCAUGCAACAAUUUGCCAUUUUACUUUUCACCACCUCCAAAUAGCUAUUCUGGCACAUAUUUGUACAUACUCUAUUCAUGGUCAUCCAUGAGGAAAUUGAACCCCCUUGGAUAUUUCUGUAAGGUGCUUGACAGACAUCACAUUGGCAAGACACGAGGCAUCAUGCAUAGGAAACGUUUCUGUCUUUAAUGACCCGUGAGUUAAAAGGUGAUUGUGCUAAAAAGCAAAUGUAUUAGUGGGGUGAACAUUACAUUCUAACCUUGGUACAAAGGAUGCACUGUUCAAUGUCUAUCAAGAACGGGGCAUAUUUGAAAAGAACAACAAAUUUAGGAAAUGAAAGCUUAAUGGAAUUUCUCAUUUUUCAUAAAACCAUUCCUUUGGUGAAACGAGAAUUUUUCCUGUCUAGUUAAUUGCUCCCAUUAAGUCAGUAGUAGUUGGCUAUAUUUAAGGCUUAGUGUUUGAUACCAGAUUUCCGCCAUCGUGCGAUAGCUCUUUAUUCACACACUUGUAUAAUUAGGAUGAUAAUAGCAUCACAUUUGAGCUUAUGAGCAAAGGCAGUGCCUUUUAUGCAACAGGUGCUAGGACCAUGACCAGUCGUUUGUUUUGCACAUAUAAACAGCGUGUAGCCAUUCAUGGUGUGAAACCUAUUGAAGAAAUAGCAUGUUGGGUCAAUAAAAGUAAACUGCUCAGCAAGUGUAUUGGCAAAUUAAGCAGUUUUUCAGUGAUUAACCCAAGUUGGUGUAAGCCAAAUCUUGAGACUUUUUCAUUAUAGUAACCCACCCUAGCAAUGCAAGAGUAGGUAUAAGUAGGUCGACCAAGAGUAAGCAUCAUGACAGUUGUAUACACGCAUAAAAAUGAUAAACAAAUAAGUUUGUUUUUUUGUUUUUAUUGUGAUUUGUGCUAGGUCACUUGGGUUUUGGCAAAUACAAAAUUCCUUUAUUAAGGGUAACAUACUCUUUAGCUAUAACAACAAAUAGAAUGUGAGAGAAUAUUAAAACUUAACACUAGGCAGCAUGUGGAACCAUAGCUUACUGCUGUUCUGAAAGUAUUAUGGUUCUGUCAUAUAAAGCUGCCCAGCCAAGUAUUAGAUUUUGCAUAUUGUUGACAUAGUUCUCUCACACAUAAAGUACAAGUGGAACCUGUGUCUAAACUUUGUUUUGUUACUUGCAUUUUUACUCUCACUUGGGAGUGCUAUAGUACACAAUGAAAUAUGUGCAAUGCAUUUCAAUGAGUGUACAUGUCAAAGAAAGGUUUUGAAAUAUGUCUUCAGUUUCGCAUAUAUCCUCGUGUUAUCUACACAGCGACUUAGUUUAUCUAAGAACAAGAUGUGAAUAAUCAAUAGUUAAUGAAGAAAUACUGAUUGUAAGUAACCAAGAAGUAACAAUAGGAUUACAUAGAAUUUUUGUAACCAAGUUUUACAGGUAAUAAAUGGUAUUAACACGUGUAAAAUA
Messenger RNA from Priapulus caudatus, 1974 nucleotides. Its product is annotated as transmembrane emp24 domain-containing protein 7-like. The record is from RefSeq and is a predicted model, not a curated record. Gene Ontology annotation, biological process: intracellular protein transport; Golgi organization; endoplasmic reticulum to Golgi vesicle-mediated transport. Lineage: Eukaryota; Metazoa; Priapulida; Priapulimorpha; Priapulimorphida; Priapulidae. Gene Ontology annotation, cellular component: COPII-coated ER to Golgi transport vesicle; endoplasmic reticulum; Golgi apparatus.